AUGGGGUUGAGUGUUCAUCAUCCUCUAGCUUCUCUUUCUCUAAAUACGGACAAAGAAGCUUUGAUCUCGUUUAGGUCUCAAAUAAGCCAAGACCCACAAACUCUUUUUCUCUCUUGGGACCAAAACACAUCUCCUUGUAACUGGACUGGCGUGUCUUGCAACACAAGAAACAGAAGAGUGGCUUCCAUAAAUCUCUCUAGUCACGGUCUCAGCGGUUCUAUAAGCCCAAGUAUUGGUAAUCUCUCUUUUCUCACAUCUCUUCAACUUCAAAAUAACCAACUUCAAGGUACAAUUCCAAAAGAGAUCACAAAUCUUUUCCGUCUAAAGGUUCUUAAUCUAAGCUCCAACAGCUUAGAAGAAUCCUUACCUUCCAACUUAAGCAAGUUAGUCAAUCUCCGCAUCCUCGAUCUAACUUCAAACACGAUCACUCGUCUUGUUCCAAACCAACUUGGUGAUCUCAAAAACCUCAAUAUCUUAAACUUGGGCAAUAAUCUUUUCUAUGGACCAAUCCCUCCAUCUCUUUCAAACAUUUCAUCGCUCACUGUUUUAAGCCUGAGUACAAACUCUCUUAGUGGUCCAAUACCAUACGAAUUAGGUCGUCUUGAAAAGCUACAAGUCCUUGAUCUCACCAUAAACAACCUCACUGGAACGGUUCCUCCUUCUAUUUACAACAUAUCUUCUCUUGUCUCUUUAGUUCUUGCUUCAAACAACUUAUAUGGUCAAUUUCCAAGCAACAUAGGAGACACACUUCCUAAGCUCUUGGUUUUCAACAUAUGUUUCAACAAGUUCACCGGAGAGAUUCCAGAUUCUUUAUAUAACCUCACAAACAUUAAGGUGAUCCGUGCUGCGCAUAACCUUCUAGAAGGGACCGUACCAUCAAGACUAGGCAAUCUCCCAUUUCUAGAAAUGUACAAUGUUGGAUUCAACAAGUUAGUUUGGGAUAAAGACCAAGAUCUUGAUCAGUUCAUCAAAUCUUUGAGUAAUAGCUCGCAACUUAACUUCCUUGCAUUUGAUGGAAAUCUCUUGGAAGGUGUUAUUCCUGAUUCUAUCGGCAAUCUUUCGAAGAAUCGUUCGAAACUUUUCAUGGGAGGAAACCGCUUCACAGGUAAAAUUCUUGAAUCGAUAGGGCAUCUCACAGGCUUGACACUCCUUAACAUGAGUGACAAUUCACUCACUGGUGAAAUCCCCCAAGAGAUUGGGAAUUUGAAAGGGUUACAAGUACUAGAACUCGCGAGAAAUCAACUUGCUGGUAGAAUCCCAAAUUCUUUGGGCGAUCUUGGCGCAUUAAAUGAGAUCAAUCUAUCUCAUAACAAACUAGAAGAUAUGAUCCCACCAUCAUUUGAAAACUUCAAGAAUAUUCUAUCCAUGGACUUAUCCAACAACAUGCUAAAUGGAAGCAUACCAAAUGGAGUUCUCAACCUUCAAAGCUUGAGUGCCAUCUUGAAUUUAUCUAAGAACCUGUUAUCUGGUCAUAUGCCUCAAGAUAUAAGUUGCCUCGAAAACCUUGUAAGCCUAGAUCUCUCUGACAACCAUUUAUCAAGCAACGUUCCUUCUUCUAUCAAAGGUUGUCAGAGCUUGGAGAAGCUAAACAUGGCUAGGAAUCAUCUGUCUAGACCAAUUCCGGAAACAUUAGCAGAACCGAAAGGUUUUAGAGCUUCUAGAUCUAUCUUCAAACCAGUUUUCUGGUUUUAUUCCCUUGAAGCUUCAAGAUUUACAAGCUUUGAAGUCCUUGAAUCUUUCAUUCAAGAAUCUUGA
Camelina sativa (false flax) is the source of this 1755-nucleotide messenger RNA. Lineage: Eukaryota; Viridiplantae; Streptophyta; Magnoliopsida; Brassicales; Brassicaceae. The record is from RefSeq and is a predicted model, not a curated record.